This is a messenger RNA of Hibiscus syriacus, 444 nucleotides long. Its product is annotated as B3 domain-containing transcription factor VRN1-like. The record is from RefSeq and is a predicted model, not a curated record. NCBI's taxonomy places the organism in Eukaryota, Viridiplantae, Streptophyta, Magnoliopsida, Malvales, Malvaceae. Gene Ontology annotation, molecular function: DNA binding. The transcript is spliced from 2 exons. Bases 1 to 444 code for a protein of 147 amino acids.
AUGAGUUCUGAUCCUCGUAGAGACAAUGAUCAGCCCAUGUUUGCAUCCAAAACUCCCCAUUUUUUCAAAAUAAUUCUUCAGGAAGCUAUUGGAGAUGGGAUGCUUGGGAUUCCUAGAAAAUUUGUGAGAAAAUAUGGAAACCAACUGUCAAGCCCUGUUAAGCUUGAGGUCCCAAGUGGUGCAAUAUGGCAGGUGGAACUUACAAAGAGUGAUGAAAGGGUGUGGUUGCAAAAGGGUUGGCGAGAAUUUGCAGAGCAGUACUCACUGGAAUUCGGGUCCUUUUUGGUUUUUCGAUAUCAAGGGAAUGAUCAUUUCCAUGUAUUAAUUUUCGAUAGAAGUGCUUCAGAGAUUGAAUAUGCCUGUAGGAAAAACAAAGAAAAACCAGACUUGACAUGUCCACUGACACAAAAGAAAAUGACAACAGAUUUGAAGUUAGAGAAUUAA